Molecule: messenger RNA, 489 nt
Organism: Exserohilum turcica Et28A
Lineage: Eukaryota; Fungi; Ascomycota; Dothideomycetes; Pleosporales; Pleosporaceae
Exons: 3
Coding region: 1-489 (162 amino acids)
Cellular component (GO): nucleosome
Molecular function (GO): structural constituent of chromatin; protein heterodimerization activity; DNA binding
Source: RefSeq, a predicted model, not a curated record
AUGUUCCAUUCUGUAGGUGGCAAAGCCCCCCGUAAGCAGCCAGCCAAGUGUGGGCCGCCCACGUCUGAGCCCAACAAUGAGGAUCAAGAGCCGGCCAGCGAUGAGGAAGACGAGCCCGGCCCUCCUGCACAGCCCAGUGCUCAACCAUCUACGUCUGUCGCCAACAGGAGGCGUAGGUUUAGGCCUGGCACUGUUGCACUGAGAGAGAUCAAAAAAUUGCAGAAGACCACUGAUCUGCUUAUUCCAAGGACUCGAUUUGCAGGACUUGUGAGGGAGAUUAUGGAAGAGGUAUAUCCGCAACACUCUCUACGUAUCCAGAGAGAGGCGUUAGAAGCUCUUCAAGAGGCUGCUGAGUAUUUCUUGGUUGGAUUUCUUGAGGACUGUAACCUAAACGCUAUCCAUGCUAAGAGAGUUACCAUUCAGAAGGAUGGGGAUCUUGUCAAGCACUAUCUCAACAGGCUUGGCACGGGUAGUAUCAAGUAUAACUGA